AUGAACAAUGUACCGCAUCCGUUCGGCUUGGCACUCUUUGAUCAGUACUUGUACUGGACUGACUGGACCCGCCUCGGUGUGGUUAAGAUCGAGAAGACCAACAAGGAAAAUAAUGUGUUCCCAAUGGGCAUCUCUGCUUACCAUCCAAUGGCACAACCUGGACCAUCUCACAGCGACUGCCUUGCUCAGAAGAUCGAUAACCCGUGUGCGACAGCCGACUGUGAAGGCAUGUGCAUUCUGUCGAAGGAUGCCGGAGGCUUCGGAGUUGGAUACACAUGCGCGUGUCCAAUUGGACAGAAACUGGUCGAAGGAAAGAAAUGCAUCGAUUCGAUCGAUUAUCUUCUAUUUUCAAGCAACAAGAUCGUUCGGGGAAUUUUCCCUGAUCAGGUUUCCAACUCGCUAUCCGAGGCGAUUCUGCCUAUAUCGCCUAUUUCCCAGCGACGUAUCGGGAUGUAUUUCGAAGUAGAGUGUGACGUCCACGGGAACAGUUUCUUCUAUGCUGAUAUCAUGGAUAACACCGUCUACCAGGUGAAAUUAGAGGCUGAAACCCCAGGAUACCGCACAAGAAGGGAACUUCACGGUCCCUUCGGAUAUUCCCGGUUGAGAAUGCAAAACAAGAUACGCCCUGAUGGUGAAGGGUCAGCUCCAGUGCUGGUGACGCACAAUGACGGUCUUGUUUCGAUGUCAUUCGACUGGAUCAGCAAACAACUCUAUUAUAUCGACAAUAUCAGAAAUAGCUUAGAGGUUGUAAAGAUUGCCGACACCGGUCUCGUGCAUCCAGAUCAGCUCAUGCAUCGCCAACUGCUCAAGAACCUCCGUGAUCCCGUCUCUGUGGCUAUUCACCCGUGGAAGGGACUUCUCUUCUAUGCUGAAGCCCAGAGGCCUGCACGAAUAUACAGGUACUGCUCCAUGGGAGCUUAUUUAAGUACCCAUAGCUAA
This is a messenger RNA of Ostertagia ostertagi, 939 nucleotides long. Lineage: Eukaryota; Metazoa; Nematoda; Chromadorea; Rhabditida; Trichostrongylidae. The record is from the annotation of a GenBank genome assembly.